Messenger RNA from Cryptococcus amylolentus CBS 6039, 552 nucleotides. RefSeq lists its product as hypothetical. The transcript has a single exon. NCBI's taxonomy places the organism in Eukaryota, Fungi, Basidiomycota, Tremellomycetes, Tremellales, Cryptococcaceae. Bases 162 to 467 code for a protein of 101 amino acids. The record is from RefSeq and is a predicted model, not a curated record.
AUUCUUUCAGCCGCCUGAGGAGCAACUGAGGAGCUGCUGAUGCUCACUGCUGCUGCUGCUGCUGCCUUACCUCCUGUCCUCUUCUCCCCCUACUAAUCACGUCGGCCUUGACCUAUUGUUUCUGCUCCGUCAAUCUCUGCCCCUUGCUCCCCUGCUUGAACAUGUCCUUCCCCUUCUAUCCCGAAGCCUUCGCUCUUCUGAUCGCCACUUCGGCAGAGGGCCCUCCCGCCUACCGAUCUCGCCAGGACUUCGCCGCUAGCCACCGUUUCCCCCCUCUCCCCGUCUUGAACACCUCGACUUACGCACGCGCCAGAGGUGCCCACGCCUUUCAGCAUCUGGCUGCAGGUCACACGUGCACUCCUGAAUGUCAUGUCGAUAGACGUCAGUUUCGGGCUGCGAUGUUAGUUUCGAGACGACCUGCCUCCUAUGAAUCCUGUUUAUCCUGCUGGUCCUGUACAGGAUCCUGACGCCUGAACCAUUCUGCCAUCCUGACCGCCAUCCUGAACUCUGGCCUGAAUGUUAACUCUUCUAGAUCUCAUCAGUCAAACGGCA